Molecule: messenger RNA, 3657 nt
Organism: Elaeis guineensis (African oil palm)
Lineage: Eukaryota; Viridiplantae; Streptophyta; Magnoliopsida; Arecales; Arecaceae
Product: glutamate receptor 3.4
Biological process (GO): G protein-coupled receptor signaling pathway
Cellular component (GO): membrane
Molecular function (GO): G protein-coupled receptor activity; ligand-gated monoatomic ion channel activity
Source: RefSeq, a predicted model, not a curated record
UGAAAAAAAUCUGAGCCACUUUUUAUGUGGCUUUCUUCCAUGUUACAACAAUCUUCUUCCAUAUCACUCCCUUUUGGACAGUGAAGCACCGUUGCUUGCCUAAUUUCCAAGCCUGAAAGAGAUUUUCUCAAGGCACACCACCUUCUAAAAGAGUAGGGAGACAUUUGCCCAAUUCGUUUCUUCUAUCUAGUCAUGGUGUGAACUCCUAAAGGCUCAAGCUCCUCCAUAAAUAGAGGAGGUUUGGGGUCGGUCCUUAUGCUUUCCUCUCUAGAAGUGAUCUGCCUUCUCCUUUUUCCGCCUCCUGUAGAUGCUGAUAAAUAGUGGGCAGUGGUCUCUCUCAAUACAGUUGUGGAGAAGGAAUAUUCUUGCUUCUCUUCUCUGUUUCAUAGAAACUUAAAAACUAUACAUCUCAUAAAGGCAUUCACAAUGAAGCCACUCUAAACUGCUCAAACCAAUCCAAAGAUCCAGGGAUGGCAACUGGGUCUGCCGGCUUCAAGGUAAUGCGCUCGAUUCGGUUGUUUGCUGUUUGUUUCUUGGUUGGUAUGUUUGCAACAACGGGAAGGGGUCAGAACAACACCAGCAACUCCUCAGUGCCUCCCGUGGUGAAUGUUGGUGCUCUUUUCACCUUCAAUUCUACUAUUGGAAGAGCAGCAACCCUGGCAAUCGAGUUUGCCGUCGAGGAUGUCAACAAGGACGCGAGCGUUCUUUCUGGGACUAAGUUGAAUGUGAUUAAACAGGACACAAAUUGCAGCGGGUUUCUAGGAACCAUAGAAGCCUUGCAGCUAAUGGAGAAAGAUGUGGUUGCUAUCAUAGGUCCCCAAUCCUCAGGGAUAGGCCAUGUCAUCUCCCAUGUCGUUAACGAACUUCAUGUUCCACUCUUAUCCUUUGCAGCGACAGAUCCAACUCUUUCUUCACUGGAAUAUCCAUAUUUCAUUCGAACAAUUCACAGUGACUAUUUCCAGAUGAAUGCGAUAGCCGAUAUUGUCCAAUAUUAUGGAUGGAGGAAGGUUACUGCCAUCUUUGUUGAUGAUGACUAUGGGCGGGGCGGGAUAUCAGCAUUAGGUGAUGCUCUUGCAAGCAGACGGGCUGAGAUCUCGUACAAAGCUGCCUUUCCUCCUGAUGCUGACAUAAAUAUGAUUAGUGACUUGUUGGUUAAAGUGAACCUAAUGGAAUCUCGGGUUUUCAUUGUGCAUGUGAACCCUGACUCUGGCUUGACAGUUUUUUCUAUCGCCAAAAAAAUGGGGAUGAUGAACAGUGGAUAUGUGUGGAUAGCCACCGAUUGGCUUGCUGCUAUUCUGGAUUCAACCAAACCUGUUGAUCCUAACACUAUGAGCCUUAUACAAGGGGUAGUGGUUCUUCAUCAACACACUGCAGAUUCGGAUCUCAAGACGAGGUUUAUAUCUAGAUGGAAUAACAAAAUUAAAAGCUCUAGUACUAGUUCGAGCUUGAACACUUAUGGGAUGUAUGCUUAUGAUUCAGUGUGGUUGGUUGCUCAUGCUAUUGACCAAUUCCUCAGGCAAGGAGGGGAAAUUGUUUUCUCUAAAGAUUCAAGAUUGCAUGAUGCAAAUGGAAGUACCUUGCACUUGGCAGCACUAAAAGGCUUUGGCGGAGGUGACCAAUUACUUGAGCAAUUGUUACUUGCCAAUUUUACAGGUCUAGCAGGUCAUAUUCAGUUUGAUUCUGAUAGGAACUUAAUCCAUCCAGCAUAUGAUAUUAUUAACAUUGGUGGGACAGGCUCACGGUUGAUAGGAUAUUGGUCUAAUUAUUCUCAUCUUUCAGUUGUUGCUCCUGAAAUUUUGUAUGGGAAGCCACCAAACAUUUCAACCAGUAGCCAGCAACUAUACAGUGUAAUAUGGCCUGGUGAAACCGCGAUGAAGCCACGUGGAUGGGUGUUCCCAAACAAUGGAAAACCUUUGAGAAUUGGAGUUCCUAACAAAGUUAGCUUCAAACAAUUUGUGUCGAAUAAUUCUGGUGCUGACAAUGUGAGUGGCUAUUGCAUUGAUGUAUUCAACAAUGCAAUUAAUCUGUUGCCCUACCCUGUUCCAUGCUCAUUUAUACUAAUCGGGGAUGGUUGGACAAAUCCAAAUUAUGAUGAACUUGUGAAUAUGGUUGCUCAAAAUUAUCUUGAUGCAACUGUAGGGGACAUUGCCAUCGUUAGAAAUAGAACAAGAAUUGUAGAUUUCACACAGCCAUAUGCUGAAUCAGGCCUAGUUAUAGUGGCUCCUGUCAAAAAGAUGAACUCAAGUGCUUGGGCUUUCCUGAAACCAUUUACAAUAGAGAUGUGGUGUGUCACCGGGGCCCUUUUUCUUUUCGUUGGAGCUGUUGUUUGGAUUCUUGAGCAUCGGAUGAACCAAGAUUUUCGUGGGUCACCAAGGCAACAACUUGUGACAAUAUGUUGGUUUAGUUUCUCGACAAUGUUCUUCGCUCACAGGGAAAACACUGUGAGCACCCUUGGACGGUUCGUGCUGAUCAUUUGGCUGUUUGUUGUACUAAUUAUCAACUCAAGCUACACUGCGAGCCUAACAUCAAUCCUCACAGUUCAACAGCUUUCCUCAGGGAUCGAAGGGCUUGACAGCUUGAUCUCAAGCUCCAACCCUAUUGGAUAUCAGGCUGGAAAAUUUGCAAGAAAUUACAUGAUAGAAGAACUUAAUAUUGCUCCAUCCCGUCUGGUACCUUUAAAUUCACCUGAAGAAUAUGCAAGAGCUCUUGAGCUGGGACCAAAAGGUGGUGGUGUUGCUGCAAUAGUAGAUGAAGUUCCAUAUGUUGAUAUCUUUUUGUCUAUGUAUUGCCAGUUUAAGAUAGUUGGUCAGGAGUUCACCAAAAAUGGAUGGGGAUUUGUCUUUCAGAAAAACUCUCCCCUUGCAGAGGACCUAUCAACUGCCAUCCUAACGUUGUCAGAGAAUGGAGAUCUCCAGAGAAUCCAUGAUAAAUGGUUAGCACAUAAAGGAUGCACUUUGCAGGCAACUGAAAUGGACACAAACCGGCUGAGCCUGCAGAGCUUCUGGGGCCUUUUCUUAAUAUGUGGUCUUGUAUGUUUCAUUGCUCUCUUGGUAUUCUUCACAAGAAUAUGUUGUCAGUAUAGCCAAUACAAUAGCACAGCAGAUGAGAAAUCCAAUGAGACCCAGACAUGUGACGAGCGUCAAGCCAGCUUAAGUAGCUUCAAUAGCUUUAAAGAUUUGAUUCACUUUGUUGAUAAAAAGGAAGAAGAAGUCAUGAGUGCUAUCAGAAGGAAAUCAAGUGAUAAAAAGAAUCAAACCUCUCAGAAUUAGGAUGGGCAACCACUGUUGCCUGUGCAGAAGUUAAUUUCAGGCCAAGUAGUAUGUAUGUCGUCCUGCUAGUUGUUGGUAUUUCCUUUUGAAUAUAAUUAUACACCGAAAAAGAAUGGAGCAAGUCUUUGGUGACCUAUAUUUGCUGAUAAACAGUUCCAAGUUGAAACCUUCGUGGCCAGAUAUCGCUUGCUUAACCGAGACCUGGAUAGCUUGUAUGCAAGAGUUCCGGUUGUUUUGAAAUUACUUACAGGAUUCCAACUGAAAUGUAAUUUUUUUUUUUCAUGGGCCAAUGAAUAGCAUUUGCAGAUUGUAUGGUUAUAAAAUGUACUCUAAUUGAUUAAAAAUAAACUUCUGGUUGUUAAUAAAGUGAAUGCGUCAUGAAACUAUC